Messenger RNA from Pocillopora meandrina, 1580 nucleotides. The record is from the annotation of a GenBank genome assembly. Lineage: Eukaryota; Metazoa; Cnidaria; Anthozoa; Scleractinia; Pocilloporidae.
UAGGAAUAUCUCGUUAAGUUUGUACCCGUGGAAUGAUAAUAUGGACGGACCGAGCAGAGGACCGAAAAACGCAUGGCGUAUAACUCGGAAAGAAUCACUAGAGUUCACGAAUGGAGUGGAAUCACUCGCUACCAACCAAGAAUUCAUUAAGAAUUUGAGAAAGCUUCCUGAGGAGCUCAUUCGACUCCGAAGCGAUAACGAGAGACUGAAGAAGGAAGCCCAAGCGAUGCGGUCCAGGUAAACAGUAGAACAAAUACACUCUGUAUAUCGAAUCUGUACUCAGUUCCCUUUAGCCGAUCCAGUGUCUGAUUUGGAAGCAGUUUUUUUACUUAUAACUUGAUAAAGCCGUGAUACAACGUACAUUUUGAACAACUUCGAUCUUGCCAGGAGUAAUCGCCAUAUGCAAAUAAACGAAAUUCCACGAUCUCUUGUCAUUUGUUGGGAUUCAAGUGGGUGGAUUUGCCCCUCUAAUGUGUAUAAAAGGGAUAACAGCACAGGGCUUGUGGGGCAAUCACUCGAGGGUUUGAAAUCAGGUUCUCGCAAUUGAGGCUGUGACUAGAAUAUCCUCGCAAACUGCCAGGGUAGGGAGGGUGGAGAGGGUGCAGAGAGUAAUUUGUGAAAAUUCUUACUUUUAUUUUUCAGGGUAGAGUCACCUGGCCAGGAAACCAUUAGUGAGAGAUGGUUAAAAGCCCAACAGGAGUCCAAAGAAAAACAGCUUAGAACAGAAUACAAAGAAAGGUAUAAGCUUUAUAAAUACACUGAUGAAUUUAAAUCACACUCAUUUUUCAAUAAUCAACUUCACUAUGAACUAAAUUAAAUUUCCUACCUAAGAUUCUUUUUAAAUCAUAAGUUUUAGAAAUCCGUUCAACCAAUGGUCCUGCAUGUAACAACUGCAGUUCGUUACUGCAAGUAGAAUGUGGUUAAUCCUGCUGUUUGCCUUUAAUGUAAAAGGAUCUCAGAGGCACGGAAGAAAUUUGAGCAGCAACUUCAGGCUAACACGGAAACGCUACAGAAAAACAACGAGGAGUUGAAUAAGAACCUCAAUCAAAGGUAAUGCAUUUUGUCAUCAGCAUUAUCUCGAGUGCUCAUCAAUGUUUCUUGAAAUUUUGAUCAUUUGAAAAUUAAGGAAAGCUGUGAAGAACUGAUGCUUAUAAUACUACUGUAGUUUAAUCCAUUUACCGUUAAUUCCUUUCAGAGAGUUAUGAAUACAAGAAGAAAGACCAGUAUGUUCACCAACAUUUACGUGACUUUCUUACUAAAGAAUGUGAUGGUGUGAAACAAGAAUACCCUCAAACUAAGUUAUGCCUUUGACUGUUACAUGUACACAUACAAAAGUAAUCGCGGAGCUUCAAAAUACUCUACGUUUCCUGAUAUAACUCAGACCAUUUUUUCCUUUUAAGAAUGCUUAUGACGGUAAACAGAACGGAACAACAUACAUUUUUAGUCUGAUGCAAUCCUUUACAAUUCAUUUUCCGCAGCGCACAAGAAAACCUGGAUUUGAGGAAAAAAUUGAAAGAAUAUGAGCGCCUUCUACAGGAGAGAAGCAGUGUCAGUCACAGAUAUUCUAGAGACUCUCAGAG